GCCAGCCAGCCAGCCAGCCAGCCACCUACCCACCUACCCACCUACCCAGCCAGGAACAGCUGUGCCGUCCAUCCAGCCGGGAACAACCCGUGCCCUGUCCCCACUGCCGCUGCCGGUCUGCUUCUGGGAAAAAAAGCUCCUGCGGACCCGUCCUCCACCCUAGCAUGGGAUGGGUGAGCCCUGCGAGCGCGGUGCCUGCUCGCCGGCCGCUGGCAUGAAGGAAGGAGCGGACCGGGAGUCCUGGGACGCGCCGCUGGGUUUCCUGGAGGGCGUUCAGAUGGACAACAGGAGCAACGUGUCCUUCCUGCAGUUGUUAAAGAACAUCAACCUGGAGCGAGCUGACGGCAUGCAGGGGGACAGCUCUGAUGUGGUGAGAAUUGUCAUCUCGCUCGUGUACUCCGUAGUGUGCGCCCUGGGGCUGGUGGGCAACCUACUGGUGCUCUACCUGAUGAAAAGCAAACAAGGCUGGAGAAAAUCCUCCAUCAACCUCUUCGUGACCAGCCUGGCAGUGACUGACUUCCAGUUUGUGCUGACCUUGCCAUUCUGGGCAGUGGAGAACGCGCUGGACUUCAACUGGCUCUUUGGCAAGGCAAUGUGUAAGAUUGUCUCGUAUGUGACAGCCAUGAAUAUGUAUGCCAGUGUAUUCUUUCUCACUGCCAUGAGUGUGGCUCGAUACCGCUCUGUGGCUUCAGCCUUGAAGAAUCAGCGUCGAGGAGACCCCCUGGGUGGCUGUUGCUCUGCCAAGUGGCUUUGUGCACUCAUCUGGCUGUCAGCUGUCCUGGCUUCCCUGCCCCAUGCCAUUUUUUCCACCACUGCCACUGUCUUUGAUGAUGUUCUCUGCCUUGUCAAGUUUCCAGAAGGCCGAGGCAGCAAUGGCCAAUUCUGGCUGGGUCUGUACCACAUCCAGAAGGUGCUGCUGGGCUUUGUGGUGCCGCUGGUCGUCAUUAGUCUCUGCUACUUGCUCCUGGUGCGCUUCAUCACUGACAAGCACGUUGGCAGCACUUGCAGCGGCCCCAGCACCAGGCGCCGCUCCAAAGUGACUCGGUCAGUGUCCAUCGUGGUGUUGUCUUUCUUCUUGUGCUGGCUGCCUAAUCAAGCACUUACAACAUGGGGGAUACUCAUCAAACUCAACGUAGUGCACUUCAGCAAUGAGUAUUUCCUCUCCCAAGUGUACCUCUUCCCCAUCAGCGUGUGCCUGGCACACUCCAACAGCUGCCUCAAUCCCAUCCUCUACUGCCUCAUGCGCAGGGAGUUUCGCAAGGCACUGAAAAGCCUCCUCUGGAGGAUCACCUCACCCUCCCUCACCACCAUGCGCCCUUUCACUGACACCACCAAGCCUGAGAAGGAGGAGCAGGCUCUGCAUGCCUUGAUGCCUGUCCACCCUGUCACUGCUGCUUCCCCUGCUGCCACCAUCCAGCCGGAGGUGGCUUAUUACCCACCCGGGGUGGUGAUGUACAGCAGCCGCUGUGACCUGCUGCCUGCCAGCUCCAUGGAGCAUCGCUGCUGAGAUGGGCAGGGGGCUCUGGGGGGUGGGACUGUGGGCUCUGUGCAAGGUGUGGCCCUGGGAUAUUGAAUGCCUGCCAGGGACAAGGGGAGGAGGGAUGGGUAAAGGAGGACUUCUGUGUGAGAGAUGCUCUUUUGUGGUUGUGUCUGCCCUUGGAUGCUUGAUGAAAAUGCCCCCCGAGCUGGAGAACAGGAGUAGGAGGAGGCAGAGGUGGGGUGUCUCUAGGAGAUGCCUUGUAGUGCUUGUUCUGGGUCACAGGAACUGGGGAGGGUGAUGGGACUCCAGCCAGGGAGGAUGCAGAAUGUGCAAAGUACCAUAGGAAGGAGAGUGGCUGGGUAGGGUGGAGUAAGGCUGGGAGGCCUUGACUGUGUCCCCUCAGCUUGGAGCUGUAAGCAGCAAGAGGCUAGCAGCUCUCCCACCCUGUUUGUCUGUGGCAGGGAGAGGGAGCUGAGCUCCUUUCUCACUGCUGCAGGACAUUGUAAAAGGUGCCAGCCUGACUGUGGUCGCUGCUCCCUGGGCUCCAGUGCUGGCACAGGGAUCAGACAGCCUAUGUCCUAUUUCAAACCUGCCCUAAGGGAAACAGACAGGGCAAGUGGGUACAAGACUCCUAUUGUUCAGGCUUGCCCCCUUUCUCCUCUUUUAGAGACCUAUGAAAGAGAGGGGACGAGGGGCACUGCUCCCCUCCAGAUCUGUGCAGGAUAUGUUUUUCUAGCUACCCCCAUCCCCUCAGCUGCUGCCAGGAUGUAGAGCAACCCAGACAGCCAAGGAGAAACCCAAGGACAGAACUUGAAUCUUGAUGGGGAGGCGUUGCUUUGCCUGGGUUUGGAGGGGAGGAUGUGAGCCCCCUGACAUUGUGUUCCCCAUACUCUCUCCAGGCUGCCGGGGGAAAACCUCACUGCCCGAGACCAUGUGGAGCAAGGCAGCAUCUUUCCCAGGGUGCUGAAGCUGCAGACUUUAUUCUUGCUGCGCUUCAGACAGUUCGUAUUUCACUUCAGGAAACCAGCACAACUGUAAAUAAAAUAAUAAUAAAAAAGAAAAACAGGGGAAAAAGAAACAACCUUAGACACUUCACAUCACUUGCUCUGGGAUACUUCUGGGUUCAGUUAAAACCAAGUACAAUGGCUUUUGUUCUGCUAAGGGUCUGCACUGACGCUUGCCAGUGUUUCAGUUAACUCCAGUUCAGUUCCUCUAGGUUGACCAGCCCUAGGGCCUGCAGGUCAGCACUUUUGUAGCCUAGAGAAUGUCAGGGACAAUGCCUGACACAGCCUGUGUUCCAGAGAAACACUCAGCAAAUAAUUUAAGGUUGAUCUGAAAUGAACUUUUCUGGGGAUGAAAAAGUGUAUUUUUAAGCUGUGAAAGUUUUUAUGGUAAGGUUAUAUAUUUACUUUUUUAAAUUUUGUUUUUAAUUAUGAGGAAAAAAUUAUUUAAAAUGUAAAGGUCAAAAUAUUUGUUUUAAAAUAUGGAAAAAUGCAACAGUUAUUGUUUUGUUUACAGAACACAAGUUCAUUAGUUCCCUAUACUAUGUGUGAGAUGAUUAUUUAAAUACAAUAUUCAAGACUCCUUUCUAUUUCCAGUCCCUUUUCUUGCAGCCUAACUCCAACAUCUGCCUGACUCUGCUAAAAAAGCAUUUAUGCAGAGGGUUGUUUUAGUACUGAUGCAGAGGAAACUUGCUAUUUCUGUCCAGAGAAAACUGCAAUGACAUUAGUGGCAAUUAUGCUUUUCAGACUCUGUUUACUGUACAUGUUGGUAACUCCUGUUGUAAAAUUUGGGUUUGGUCUGAAAGCAGCUGGUUCUGCUGCUUGCAAGGAGAAGCUUUUUUUCAAGGCAGAAGAGACUUCUACAGCCUUGGGCACUUGCUAACUGGGAAGAUACUGAUUUCCAAGGUGUCUGGAGAAGAACAGCAGAAAUGAGCUGCCAGCUGAUGGGCAUACUUACACAGAUGCAAAGACUCUGAAGAAAUCAGAUAUAUCCACAGAAGAACUUGAGCAUCUGAGUACUGUACAACUGCCUCUCUGACUUCCUAAAUCCUGACUUGGCUGCCAGUGUAAGUCUGUAGGUACUAAAAGCUUUUUUCUAGUGAAAUUUUUUGUGCCUAGAAAUCUGCUCCUGAGCAUGCCUAAAUCAGUUUAAUUCUGUAGCACUUAUCUCUGUGCUUGUACAGAUAUGGGGAUAUCUCUGUUGGGACUGGGCAUACUGUAUAUCCUGUGAGGGAGGCAACUCUGCAUCCCGACACAGGAGACCCUGUGCCAGGCCACACUAAGUCAGCAGAGGCUGUAAACUUAACUCAUUCCCUCCAUCCUUUUGAGUCUAUGCCUAGAUGUGCUUCUUCGGUCCCACCUUCAAUGUGUGUGCAGAUUAUGCUCCUUCCUCUUCCUGUUUGAAACGCUGAAUUAGGGGGCAUAGCUCUCACCCGCAGGCUGAGAGAUCAAGCUUCCCCUCUUUCACAUCCCAGGGGAACAACUGAACCUCUGGACUACUUUGUGAAUGUGGUCAAACUCUCUGGCUUGAAACAGUUUCCUGUUUGUAUGACUUUCUCACUGUUGCUGGAUCAGAAGAGGAAAGCAAACCCUCAAACACUACCUUGCAGCAUAGUGGUUAGGGUGUAAUCUCCAAAGAGGAAUUGUCUAGGUAUUUUUUCACUGUAAGCACAGAAGAGAAAUUGGAUCCAGGUCUCCGCUUUCCAAGAACAAUGUUUACCUUGCUGCUAGGUCCUGGUCCAAUUAAAGUUUCAGUAUGUUGUGCAAGUGUUUGAGGCCUUUCCACAGGUAUAGCAUCCUAGUGAGUUGAAGAAUUUGCAAAAAAUUCAUUUGAGUCUCACAUGUUCUGAGAGAAGGCUCUAACGUCUGUGCUGCAGAUGAAGAAAGCUGCACAGUUGGAUGAGAAAAGGAUACCAGGAACUCUUAAGUCCAGAAUUCAGAGAGACAUAAUGUGUCUCUAUAGGCCAGGAGAAAGUAUCUAAAUUAAGGAGACAGAAGGAAUCUCACAGCCAGAUGCUCUUCUUACUGUUUGCUUUUGAACAGCAUAAUUUCUUGCUUAACUUGCUGGGAAUUUAUUCUCUAUCUGAUGCUUAAAUGUUCUUGUGCAUUAAAUAAAGAACUAUCCAAGUGUCUAAA
This is a messenger RNA of Chiroxiphia lanceolata (lance-tailed manakin), 4617 nucleotides long. It is a transcript of the gene RXFP3, whose product is annotated as relaxin family peptide receptor 3. The record is from RefSeq and is a predicted model, not a curated record. Gene Ontology annotation, molecular function: G protein-coupled receptor activity. The transcript has a single exon. Gene Ontology annotation, cellular component: membrane. Bases 170 to 1507 code for a protein of 445 amino acids. Gene Ontology annotation, biological process: G protein-coupled receptor signaling pathway; immune response. NCBI's taxonomy places the organism in Eukaryota, Metazoa, Chordata, Aves, Passeriformes, Pipridae.